AUGGCGAUCGGACCACCAGACCUGAACGGCGAUGGCGUGCCAGGAGCAGGACCAAUCAGUGAGGCUCCGGCCCUUCGGAGCCAGGCUGUGCCACCGGUGAUUGAGCUUGAGGUCGGUCGCCCGGUCCCGAGCACCGCCAACUGCACCCUUCGCUGGAUCGAUCAGCCACUUGACCAUUUCUCGCACUCAGCAUCGGGACGCACCUAUCGGCAGCGGUUCUUCUUCAACGCCGACAGUUGGGAGGUGGGACGCGGGCCAAUCUUCUUCUACGUGGGCAAUGAGGCGAAUGUAGAGAAGUACGUCAACGCGACCGGCCUCAUGUGGGAAAGCGCGCGCCCCUUUGGCGCCAUGCUGGUCUGGGCAGAGCAUCGCUUCUAUGGCGAGUCGGUGCCUGCAGAGGCGGGGGAGGGGAGGGGGCACCCCUACCUCACCCACGAGCUGGCGCUCGCCGAUUAUGCGGUUCUCAUUGCCAAGCUGCGCGCCGACUUCGACGCAAAUGCCUCGCCGGUGUUUGUCUUUGGUGGCUCGUAUGGCGGCAAACUCGCUGCGUGGAUGCGCCUCAAGUACCCCGCCUCGGUCGCUGGUGCAAUUUCGUCCAGCGCGCCACUGCUCGCCUUUCGUGGCGAGGAGCCCGAAUGGGACUCUGGCCUCCUACCAUCGCAGCCCGAUCGCACCCGAAGCAGCACCGCCUCGCACUACUCCGAGCGAUGCUCCGCCAACUUGCGCGCCUCCUUCCCGCUCAUCACCGCCGCGGCUGCUACUGCUGGUGGCCGCCGCUCCCUUGCCGAUUUCUUCCACCUCUGCCACGUUCCUGCCGACGCCGACGCUGCUUCGAUGCUAAAGUAUUGGGUGCGCGACGCCUUUGACCGGCUUGCGAUGGGAAACUACCCGUGGCCAUCGGACUACAUCGCGGGCACACCCGCCAAGCCGAUGCCCGCGUGGCCGCUCGGCGCCGCCUGCCAGCAGCUCGACUUUGACGCGCCACUCGACGUGUACAACUUUGUGGACUCGCCGCUCGCCGAGUCUAACGUUGAUGCCGUCGCCGACGACGCCUCUGACACCGACGACGAUUUUGAACAUGCUGCCGCGCUGCUGACGGCAGUGCGACGUGCUGCUUCCGCGAUGCCCGACUCGUACUGGUUCUCGACGGACGGCGUCCGCGAUAUGUUCUGGCAUCAGCCCUACAAUCAGUCCCUCGUCGAUGAGCACUGCGCCGCCGCGUGGGGGCUCAAGGCGCCGCCGCGCGGAAAGUGGAUCUCGGAAGAGUAUGGCGGGCGUGCCCUCAUCCGUGGCGCUUCCAACAUCGUCUUCACCUCGGGUGGCUUCGACGGCUGGGCCUCAGCCGGCAUCGCGACCAACGUGACCAACGCAGAGAUCCACUCCCUUCUGGUCCCCGACGGCGCUCCGCCCCCCCCCGCCUAG
Emiliania huxleyi CCMP1516 is the source of this 1422-nucleotide messenger RNA. RefSeq lists its product as hypothetical. NCBI's taxonomy places the organism in Eukaryota, Haptophyta, Isochrysidales, Noelaerhabdaceae. Gene Ontology annotation, biological process: proteolysis. The record is from RefSeq and is a predicted model, not a curated record. The transcript is spliced from 4 exons. Bases 1 to 1422 code for a protein of 473 amino acids. Gene Ontology annotation, molecular function: serine-type exopeptidase activity; dipeptidyl-peptidase activity.